AUGGCGUCGCUUGAAGAACCGUUGAGGACGGGAGAGAUUUCUCCUCGAUUUGAUAAAUUUUUAAAAGAUGUCGUCGAUCAUCUGAGCCCAGAAGAGCUUGAAUAUGCUGUAUCGUCUAUCAAAACGAAUUUUGAGAUUGGAAAGUUCGGGGAUAAAGGAGAUCAGGAUUUAUAUUCGUGCCUGCGUCUUUUUGCAAAUCAGGGUCUUGUGUCGGAGGACAAUUUGACUUUGUUGGAGAAAUUUGUAGUCACCCCACAAACAUCUAAGAAGGCGGAAAUCGAGGAAAAGAUGGAAGCUUUUAAGGCAAUCCGCUUGCAAGAGUUUAAAGAGUCAAAGGCAGCGACAUCAAGGGAAUUAACGGGAAGACACAGCGACUUAAAAAAUGUUAUGUCGAAGUUAACAACUGGUGGAUCAAGUGUCGUAAAUCUUUACGGAGCCAGUGGUGUCGGGAAGACAAGACUUGCAAAUGAAGUGCUAUAUAAGUGGCAAGGAACGCAAACGAAUAAAUUUAACGUGGACUUGAGAGAAAUAGACAAAAUGGAAGACGUUCACUUCCACCUUUUACAGGUGCUUUCAACCGAAUCGGAGGAGACAACAGUGAGCUAUGAAGCAAAUCCUGUUAUUUUGAAAAUGAUGCAGCUGAGACAACGGGAACAAGGGAACAUUUUGCUGCUUUUCGAUAACGUUGAUCAAUUUUCAGGUGGAAAAGAUGAGGCUGCCGUUAGACGAAAUACUAAUUUUGUCUCAUUUCUCCAACGACUCACCAGUGACAAAACUGGGGGAGAGAAAUCGUCAUUGAAGAUUCUGUUGACAUCUAGAAGUGCAUUCCGUCACGGUGUGGAAAAUUACGAAGUGAGAGGUUUGGAAAGGGUCUCUUCGUGGGAGCUCCUUCAAAGGCAAGGGACACCUGCUAUUCAAGGGGGCCAGAGAGAGCGAUUAGUUGAGAUGUGCAGCGGGAAGCCACUAUUGCUCAAUGGCAUGGCAUCAAUUUUAAGGCAGGAAACGGAUGCAGAAAGACUCCUUGGAACCAUUGAGCAGGAGUUAGCGGUGGAACAGUCCCAAGACACUGGGAAAGAACAGACUGAAAAGGAGGACAUGUUUGAUGUUAACGACGAAGGUAUCGAUGAGAAACAGCUGUCAUGUUUGAGGAAAAUGUUCUUUUUCCUUCCAAGUAAAACACUUAAAGAGUCUGCCGUUUCAGUGUCACUCUUCUGCCGCCCAUUUUCAUUGGAAGCAGCAGCUGAGAUACUUGGAGUAAACGUUUCGGAAGCUGCAAUAAGAAUGGAAGGAAUGCGUAACAGUCAAGUGGUCUUCCUUGUUCCAGAGUCAAAAGAACUGCUGUAUGACAUACAUCCCUUGAUGCGAAAGUUUCUUAAAAGCAUUGGCAAUAGCAAGGCUUUCGUGGAAGCUUACCAAAAAGCAGAAGACAACUUUUGCAAGCAUUUCGUUCCUCAGUUGAUAACAAUUGCAGCCCUUUUGGACAAAGACUACGUAAAAGCUUUUGACAGCUUUGAUUUCCAAAAACCCAACUUUGAACUUGCUCUAGAUAUUUCUAUGAAGUCCAACUACCUUCUAAUUUCUCAAAAACACCGGGAAAGCGUCUUGGUUUGUUAUUUAUUUGAAGCCAUGAUCAGUGAUCAGAGGCGAAGAAGAAAGAUUUUUCACACCUGGGCUGAAAAGAUUGAGGAAGAUGGAAAGGAAGGUAAGGAUAUACUAUUUUUCGUUGUUCAGUAUGCUAUCGCGAGCAGUUUCCAAUUUAAGAACAAACUAUUACCAAAAGCACCGGCUCAACAGAUGAACAAGCUGGUGAAAUAUAACAGCAGACAUAUGAAUUGAUUUUCCCAAGUGUGAGCAAUGGUGAGCUAGUUUUCCCGAAUAUAGUGCACACCAUAAAACUUGGCCAUGUCGACCCGGAGUUUAGAGUCUUACAGUCAACUCUCUCCAAGACGCGGGACACCUUUCGGACCUGCGCAAUGUGUUCGUUUUAUAUCAUAGAUUGUAAGCUAAAAGAAGUAAAGAAAGGCAAGGACCAACCCUAGGUGUCUGUUUUUGAGAGAGGGAGAGAGAGUCGAACUUCUUCCUAACCGUCCCAAGCCGGGCAAUUUUUCGCAGUGUUUCCUGAUGUACGAGAGUUUUAGGGUUUGGCAAUACGACGCCACUCCUAGUGGAUUCUUACUAAUACAAACCCUUCCGUUAAAUUUCAAGUAACACCAAAUCUUGUAUACACGAUCUGCCCCUCUUAAGAGAACUGAAGAUGUUGGAACAACGGUACAUACUUCACAUGUUCUCCUUAGUGUCCACGUCAGGUCCAGAUAAGAGUACCCCUAUUUGGUUUCUUGGUCCAGAUAAAAGUGUUUUGAUUGUUCUGCUCCUCAAUUUUCUCCAUAGGCAGUAUAUUUCGAGCGGAAUUGCAAUGCUGGGAAGCUUUGCAGGUACUCACACUUGAAGGGUGGCGUAGGGCUGCGGAAGUUGUUCAAGAGUCGAGGGAGUUGCUGAAGAGGGUGCAGAGAGAUGGCAAAAAGACCAUGCUUUUCAAGAUCGCGAAAAGCUCUUGUUUGUUUGUUGAAGGCGCAGUCUUCAGCCGAGCAGGAAAUUGGCCAAAAGCACUUAAAAGUUUGAGGCGUUCCCUGGAAAUAAUGGAAGAGCAAUUGAAUAAUCACACAAGCACUUGUAGAUGUUUGAAUGCCAUUGGAAAUUGCUACAACAGUCUGGGAAAUCCAGAGCAAGCGAUUAAGUUUUACACAAGAGCAUACGAAAUGCGUCAAAAGCUUUCUGGUUCAAGGGAACACUUUGACUUGCCUCUGUUUAGAAGUCAAAUUGGGACAGUGUAUGAAUCAAUGGCCAUUCAAGAGUACCUCAAAAACAGAACCAUGACACCCCAGGCCGAAAAAAACUUUCGCAAGGCUCUAGGAUACUAUCAAGAGGCAUUAGAUCUUGCCAAAGAACUUGAACUCACUGGGAUUCUAUACACAGCACUUUAUAACAGAAACAUUGCUAACGCUUACUCAUGGCUUAUGGAGUAUGAAAAGGCGAAGCCGUUUGCUUAUAACGGGUACCAAAUUCGGAAAGAUAUCCUUGGCAAACAUCCAUUGACUGCCCGGAGCACUUUUCAAAUGGCAGAAAAUUCCCGAGGUCUUGGGGAUUACGAUAAAGCUAAAGAAUACUACGAAGAAGCAUGGGAGAUUGAGAAAUCUCUGGGACAAGGGAACCACAGUGAAGUACGGGACAGACUGAUUAAAAGCUACGAGGGAAUGCUUCACGGGGAGAGAAAAAGGGCAUUCCAGAAGGAAGUCUUGGAGUUUUAUCAAAGAUCAUGGGACGAGGAGAAACGUUUUGAAGGGUUUCAGUUCUCUCAGGCCAACAUGGUAAUCAUCGAUUCUAUAGAAGAACGGCUUAAGGAAGAGGCUGAUGAAAAGACGAGGAGAAAAUAUGAAAACGAAGCUCUUUGGUUUUACGAAGGAGCCUGGAAUUCCCCUGACAACAAGAGGCUGCUUUAUGAGCAGAGAGAACACAUCUUACAAACUUUGUUAAGGUUGUGUCAAGAAGCUGAUAAUAAGGAACUUUUUGAGAAAUAUCGAAAGGAAUCGUUUAGAUUCUACGAAAAGAGAUGGAAAAAGACCAGUUCGGAGUUGGAGAAACAAGCCAAAAUUGACUUUCUCACCGCACUGGAGGACCUGGCCACAUCACUUGGAUAUGAAAAGAAGACAAAAAAGUAUAAUACGCUGCUAAAGGUAAGAUAGGCAACUAUAACUAAAGUGUAAGCAAAAACACCGUCAGCAACUAAUUUUCGUCACUUAAGAAAAAUAAAUCGUGUGUAAAGAGAAAGUGUUCUAAAUAAAGUGUUCUUAUUUUCAAAUAGGAAACCAAUCGGGGAGCUUCUUUUUCCUGGCGUUUUCUUAAUCCAUUUGUGAGAGCAGGUAUUUUUAUUAUUAUUAUUAUUAUUAUUAUUAUUAUGUAAUAAUAAUAGAUAUAAGGACUCAUUAUCCUAGUGUAAAUACUGAAAGUUUUAAAAAUAGCGUUUUUAACAGAUUAGUUUUUAAAUAUAACCGGGCUUUAUAGAUAUUACUUUAAUAAACGUUUUAAAUAGAUUUUUGUAACAGAUUAAUGUUAAGUAUAACCUAGUUGUACAAAUAUUAGAUUUUAGAAUUCUAUAUUUUUUUACUUGUGAUACAACUGGACUUUGCGCUUGCUUCUUAACAUUUCAAUGUAACAUCUGAUAUGUAUUUUAUCCGAUGAAUAGACUUAUUUAUUAUUAUUAUUAUUAUUAUAUUAGUAAUAAUAAAAUUAACAAUUUUUACUAAAAGAUAAUUGCUCUGUUGUCAAAUACAAUUAGAAACAAAGAUAUGGACUCGGCUGCAAGAUUUUAUAGCAAUUGGGGCAUUACGUGUAACUACUACUUACUCCUUCAUGCUUGUUACUGCGGGAUAUUUAACGACAUAUGUAUGGCUCUUCCGCAUCCAAACCUGUGAUCAAGAGAAUAUAUCUUUUUUUUUUGUUCUUAACUGAAAAAGUUUAAAUUAGUUUUCUCUAUGCCUUAAACGCGAACAUUCUACAUAUUGAUGUUUUACAGAGAAGUCUCCUGACAAUGAUGAUGAUGAUGACGACUACGAUAGUAGUGAUGAUGACGAUGACAGUGUAGAUGAUGAUUUUAAUGAAAACGACGAUAGCGGUAGCAAUGAUGAUGGCGAUGAUGGUGGUGCGAUGAUUAUAGAAGAACACGAAUUGCUACAACAAAUUCAUGAACUUAGCCUGGAGGGACAAGUGGAAGGCGUGGAUGAAUCAGACUUGGACAAAGUAAAAAUACACGAGUAUGUAUACUACUGUUCCUGUAGCCCACUGUAAGAGCACACUAGCAUAAAGAAAUCCCCGCUCCGAUUAUUCAUGCCAAUUCAUUUCUUUUCCCUGCCUGCAGAGAAAUUUCUCUAAGGGAACUCGGUUUUGUUAGAAGUUAUACAUAGGGCUUUGAUAGUAUUAGCACACAGCACAGCUUCCAAAUUUGAAACAAUCAGUUCACCGAAAGCAUUAUGUUUUCCAACUAGGAUUGUGGGUAUAACCAUCCUACGCAAGCUAUUCUAUGAGUUCGUAUUUUUUUAAACAGAAAACCACUUAUCAGGUUUCCUUUAACCCGUUUGUGCUCUUGGGAAGCUUUACAUGCAAAACGACAAGAAGGUCCGCUAAUUGAUUGGUGGUUUGAUUGAUUGGUUGACUGAUUAAUUAAUUGAUUUAUUAAUUGAUUGAUUGCAGAGGAACGCUUACUAGUGAAGGUACCCACUGGCCCCUCAAACGAGGGGACGCCCACAUUUUCUUCCUUCCUAACGCCGUGUCUGAGCCCACACCUAUAGUGGUCCAUCGAUGGAAAUGCAGUGCACGUUCGCCCCCACUGCAAGAGCACGAGGCAGUUGUCAGCAAUGUUCUUGAGAUUUCGACCAUCACUGGCCAUGAAUUAGAAUUCGACGCUGAAGCGAAGUUAGUUCUCUCUCACAGUGCCCCUUGUUUACAGGGCUACGAACUGGUGAUUAAGAAGCUGAUCGACCAGGAAAGCAAUGAAUGGGAAGAAGUGGAUGGAACUGAGGACUUGCGGUGCUGGCAAGGUUUUCAAACAUUUGCUCUUUGAAUAGUAGAAUGAUAAAACAGCCAACAUUUCCCCCGCGAAACAAUGUCUGAAGAACGACUGCAGAAAUUUCAUACUGAUGACGUGUCGCUACCCAGAUCUUUUAUCAUUGAUUUAAUAAUAAUUAAUAAAUGAUAAUGAUAAACACUGGCACUAUAUUCAUAUGUCGUUUGUUUUUCAUAUAUCAUGUUUACAGACAUCGAAGAUGACUUCCCUUCUCACCAUGACACCUCAGACUUUUCCUUUCCUAUUGCUCAAGCUGACAUAACUGAGUGCUCAACAUACGCAGUUGUUUGUCGUCUCAAGCCUUCUCCAACUUACACCAUCACAUCUAGAGGUGGCUCAUUCAGUCACCCAGACUAUCCAGGGGUGAAUAUAGAAGUCCCCAAGAAGGCUGUUCCUCCCAAAGGAAAGUUUGCUUUGGAAUUUAAGGUAAGCAAAUUGUCAGUCGAUUGAAUAUUAAGCUGUUGGUAAGGAAAUGUUUGUGUUGUUUGUUUCUACGAUGAUAUGCAGACUUAUGCGUGAGGUGUUUUCGAAUUCUCCAGGCUCAACAAAAGUGCUAGAAUGCAGAGUACCUUUUGCUGUUCCUUUAGAUGCUAAAAUUAUUAUUUCUGCUUGACUGACACAAAGUAAUCUGGUUUUUACUAGUUUUACUAGUUUAGAUGUGGCGUAAGGACAACUCUAGCCAAAUUUUCAGAAAUUAACAUUAACAUGCGAUUUAAGUUCAUGUAGUUCUGCCAUUUUUAUUACUUCAGGUGCAAGAAGUUCCAAGUGAAGAAUUUGAAGGGCAGGACUUGAUUCUUAGCCCUAUACUGCGUAUAAUCUGCAAUCAAUUUGACGAGUUCUUGAAGCCCGUCACAAUACAGUUGCCGGUGUCUCUACGAAGCGACCAGAAAGAAACUCCUGACCCCUCGACGUGUCGUGGCAGAGUAUUGUUCUUAAAUUCUGAUGGCGAAGAUAAAAAAUCGAUGGAAAUCACAGAUGACCUUAGAAGUCCUGUAAAUUUUGACGGCAAAUUUGUUUCGUUCCAGGUUGAACGCUUCUCUAGGUGAGAGGAAAUUCAUAUAUUGUUUUUCUCAUUUGAAAUGAAAAAUAUUUCUUGUGAACUGAUCAUGAACUUAUAUUUAAAUGUUAUAUGCAAGUUUCAGUGUUAAGGCUUUUAAACGUUCGUUGAUUCGCGACGAGCGUAAUAUUGCUCUUCGAACCUCUAUACCUUUAAAGGUUCUUUGUUUUUGUUUGUUUAUUUGUUUGUUUGUUUCUUUCUUUGCAUGUAGAUAUAUUACCUUCAUAGUGUAGUUAAUGUUUAUUUGCGCUUUUGUAGUGUAAAGAAGGCCAUUUUAACUGGGUCAAUAAUAAUAACGUCUUGCUGUAGUUAAAUCUUGUAAUGCAUUACGUCAUAAUGUGUGAAUGACCGUCAUAUUAUUCCCAUAAUUCCACGGGGUAUAUUUUUUCCCUUGGUGUCAACAGGUAUCUUAACCAGUGUAGUCAUUACGUAAUUUUGGUUAUUGUCUUGUCUUUAGAUACGCUUGCGGAAUUGUAUGGAGCAAAGCGGACUUCAGCUUUUCCGGACUAAUUAGUUACAUGUCAAGCCUUAUUUGGACUCCGCCAAUUCCAGCAGUUUUCUUCGCUUACUUUGAGAAACAGGAUCGUGCCCAUUCUCAAGAUGUUCUCCAUCUUAUUUGCUGUCCGGCUCACUUGAGAGAAGGAAUAAUACAAAGGCUGGACAAAAGAAACGUGGUUCUGAGUGAGGGAUAUUCACGGAAGAAGAUGAUACCUGGGCGUGACAAAGCAUUUGUAUUUGUGUCUGGAGGGAUUAGUGCACUUGAUGAAGAAAACGUGGACGAUUUUCACCUGAAGUAAGUUACAUGACGCAGUUUCUCACCAGGCAUCUUUUCUUGCAACUUGUCACCCAAUCGUGUCAAAAUAAGUUGGUUUAAGAGUUAGAACAUGUAACGUCUCAGGGUUGUUGCCUUGUUCCCUAGCAACAAGAUCAAGAUUCAAGGAUCGGGUUCUAGCCAUUUUUAAACAGACUUUUGUUUUGGUUCCUACAGAGAAAAACACGACCAAAAGCAUUAAAGUGUUUGGUUUUUGAAAAAGUUAAGCAUAGAUAUUAAGUAAAUUUACACUUGUUUCACAAAUCUGAAUUCUUUAAUAAAAUUUGAUGAGUAUGACAUAGCAGGCGCCACUGAUCAAAGCAAGAAUUAGAUGGGGGAUGGGGGGGCUCAGCCUUCUCAACUUGUCCCACUGUAGGGUGUGAAUUAUCUUUUAUAUUCAUAUGUUUUUAGGUUUGAAAGUGACCUCUGCUACAGCUGUCAUCUCCAAGUUCGUUUGAUAAGCGACCAAGUUCUAUCCCAUGUGGAAUUUCGCAGCAGCCCGGAUCCUGCAGCGAGAAACCUUCUGUCUAGACUAGACUUUAGGUUGUCUCCAUUGAAAGUUGAUCGCACGGUAAGUCCCACCAACAGGCAUUAGCGCAAAUUACGGGUUUUGUUACUAUGACAACUAAUAUGGUACUUCUCUGUUUGCGGCAGUUGCAGUUGACUGAGGAUUAGAGCAAUCUCUUUCCCAGGGUCCUCUCCUACUGAAUCGGUCUCCUGAGUGCUACGAGGACCCUGGGAACGAGGAUAAGAUUAGAGCUUAUCCGUGGACCUCGAAGAACUCAGUUCAGAAGCAUUUCUUUAUUGUUGCCUUUACCGCUUUGACAGUUUAGAACUCAAGUAAACCUCAAAAAUUAGCCUACGUGGCCAGGCGCUGGUUAGUACACACAAUGUUUCUCCUUUCGCCCAAAAUAAUCCGGCGCUUUCUACGCACGCUACUCAAAUCUUUUCUGACUAGGCUAAAGGAAUGCUGAUUCUUAAAGUUAGGUUUCUCCAAUCAUGUCUACAAAGACUCGUUCGUGUACCUGCUGAUAUACUAUUGUUCUAUAUCGCGUGAAAACAGUCAUAUAAAUCCUCCGUGAAAUUGGUGUACGAAAAGAGCUGUCUAUCAAAGUAACUAGUUUUGAGACCAGAACACGAUCACUUUGACACUUAUUUCUCAACGUGUUGGGUAAUAAGCACACUAUUGUAUCGUGAAUGCUGUUAACAGAAGAUUUCCUCAUGUUUCGGCCAUUCUGCAUCCUUUUCUUUACAGAAAACUCCAGUAGAAUUUUUUGGCGUGCCUUUGAAUGACGCACACUUACUGGAUGCUGACGUGGGAUAUGUUCUGGCAGCGUGUCGAGGUUUUGUAUCAGAUGAAUUAUAUCAAGGACAUUUUACCCGCUUAACGUCUGGAAAUCAAGCACCUACCCAAGUAUUGAAGAGUUUCUUCGAGCAUUUAGCAGAACUCGACUGUGAACACCAAGAUAGCUGUUUUGAAGCCAUUGUGAGAGUGCAGAAGGAGAUGAACGGAGAAGGAUCUGUGCAUGUAGUUAAACGUCUUCUGGAAGGUAUAGUUUGCUAGACUGAAAUUAUAUGCUUAAGUAAAAGGGACGUUACCAAAAAGGGGGACGGGGAUAGAUGACAAGAAGGGGGAACAUGGAAAAUGGGACUUGACAAUCGGUCUUAAAACCUCAGACCUAUCAAAAAUGCUAGAACCUGCUUAGUCCCCAAGAUCCAUUCCCCCUUCUCCGUUCCCCCUUCUCCGUUCCCCGUUCCUUGUCAAUUAAAGUAAUUAACAUAUAAAUUACAUACAGUGGAACCCCACUCCGCGGGCGCCCGCUUGAUGCGGAAAGCCGUGUGUCAGGCACAGUUUCGUUUGUCCCGAAGAAAAGCUCAAAUAUUUUCUUUAAAGAUACCCCACUUAAUACGGACACCGGUUAAUACGGACAACAUACACUUUUCUGUGUCCCAAGUCGCAUAUACUCUUUUAACGUCAACCCCGCUUUACAGAGGCCUGCGAACUGUCCAGCCUUGUUCCCAGGGUCCUUUCCUAUUCUUAUCGUUCUCCUCUCCUCGUCUCUCGCUCCGGGGGACGAGAAGGAUGCAAACUGACCAUUUUCCUCGACGCAAUCAUGCACUAAUGCCUCUCAAUCCUUCCUUUUUUGUUUUUGUUUCUUUUUCUUUUUUAUAGCACGUAAGAAGGUUAUUGUGCCCUUAGGAGAAGAAACAGAAGUGAUCAAGAGAGUGUCACAAAAAGUGGGAUCCUCGUGGAAGAAACUCGCAAGGGAACUUGAGCUUAAAGAAGGAACAAUUAACAAUAUAUCAGAAGACGAAAAAGAAAGCGAUGACGAGGAACGCUGCUAUGUAACACUCCAAACCUGGUGUCAGCAAAAAGGGGAAGAUGCCACCGUUAGGAAACUCAUGAUCGCGCUUACAAGAAUAGGAAAAGCAGAAGUGAACAAUGACAUAAUGGAAUGCUUGGACCUUUUGAAUCCUGUAAGUGUGUAA
Messenger RNA from Porites lobata, 9975 nucleotides. NCBI's taxonomy places the organism in Eukaryota, Metazoa, Cnidaria, Anthozoa, Scleractinia, Poritidae. The record is from the annotation of a GenBank genome assembly.